Molecule: messenger RNA, 3876 nt
Organism: Procambarus clarkii (red swamp crayfish)
Lineage: Eukaryota; Metazoa; Arthropoda; Malacostraca; Decapoda; Cambaridae
Product: pseudouridylate synthase 7 homolog
Biological process (GO): pseudouridine synthesis
Cellular component (GO): nucleus
Molecular function (GO): pseudouridine synthase activity; RNA binding
Source: RefSeq, a predicted model, not a curated record
UAUGCAAAUUCAAGAGUAAAUGUUAGAGAGAAAGGAGUAAGGCUUGACGCUGGUUUACACGUGGGGCCUCUAGGCAGCGUCUACUCACAUCAAAACAUCAAGCAAGGAUGGAGGAUGAAGUUUCAGUUGAUUGUAGCACUGACGUUAUGGAGAAUGGAAAAGGGAAAAAAGUAAAUGACCAUGAAGAUGACGUAGAUGACGUGGUGGAGCUAAAUUCUGAUAAUGCCGACACCAAAGAUGUUGAAUUUGCCGAAGAGGUCAUAAACUUAGAUGAUAAGGAAUCUGGAGAUGAUAAACCUUCAAAGAAAGGUGAUAAAAAGAAUGCUGAUAGUGACAAGGAUGGAUCUAAGGACAGGGAAGGCAAAGAUGAAAAAAAGAAAAAGUUGCCAUCAAUAGAGGAGGACAUUGGUAUCACUGCCUAUGCUGGAGAACAUUCUGGCUUCUUUGGCAUCAUAAAGCAAAGGUACUCAGAUUUCCAGGUUAAUGAAGUUGAUGGAAAUGGAGAAAUGAUUCGUAUUACUGACCAGGACAUCCCAGAUGAGCCAGAAGAAAUUCCUGAUAUGCCUGAAGUAAUGCCACCAGAACUGACAGAUGUCAAGUUUAGAGAAUUAGACAGAAUGCUUGGCCUGUUAAAAAAACAAGAAUCAAAUCUAAAUGUAGAUGAUGAGGCGGAGGUAAAAGAUGAGGAGGAGCCAGAGGUAGUGGAAGAUGAAGAAAUGAGAGAAGUUGAAGAAAUAAAAGAAGUUGAAGUAAUAAAAGAAGUUGAAGAAAUAAAGGUAGUUAAAGCAAAAGAUGUUAAGACAAAGGAAGUUAAAACAAAGGAUGUUAAAACAAAGGAAAUUAAAACAAAAGAUGUUAAAACAAAAGAUGGUAAGGCAAAAGAUGUUGAUGUCAAAGAUGUCAAAAGUGUCAAAGAUGGUAAAGAUGUCAAAGAUGUUAAAGAUGCUAAGGAUGUCAAAGAUGCUAAGGAUGUCAAAGAUGUCAAAGAUGUUGAAGAUGUUAAAGAUGUUAAAGAUGUCAAAGAUGUUAAAGAGGUAAAAGAAGUUGAGGAAGAUAAAGAAGAGAGUAAAGAUGAAAGUGCAGAUGAAAAAGAUGAGGAUGAGGUAAAAGAUAAAGAUUCUACAAAAAAGGAUGAUACAAGCAAAGACAAGAAAGCAGAGAAGACUGAAACCACUUUAAAAGAGAAUUUACCUUCACUGACAGAAAUUUGGAUCAAUGUAGACGUUACAGAUGAGGCAGGAAUUGCUCUCAUUCAACAGGCUAUCAAGGCAAAAUACCGUGGUGUUGACAGCGUCUACGGUGAAACUCCAGAUGGAGGAAGAUAUGUUGUCGUCAGAAAGAGAAAAGCUGGUAGUGUGCGGAGGGACAAGACAGGAUGGCCAAAAGAUCAACUAUACACAACAUUUGUACUCUAUAAAGAAAAUGUUGAAACUGUGGAGGCUAUCAACCAGAUAGCUUGGAAGGCCAGGGUAAAACCUAGCAAUUUUACAUAUGCUGGAACAAAAGACAAGAGGGCUAAAACCAGUCAGCUUGUUUCUAUUAAAGAGGUCGCUCCACAAAGACUUUGGCUGGCAACAAAGAAUUUACGGUCGAUACACAUUGGUAAUUUUCACUUCCGUGAAAAACCACAGCGGUUGAAUCUUCAAUUUGGAAACCACUACCGAAUUGUCCUAAGGGAAGUUGAUGGAACAGAUGAGGAGAUACUUGAAGCUGUUGAGUCAUUGAAGACUAAAGGGUUUAUCAAUUACUAUGGCACACAACCAUUUGGCAACAACUGCGUCUUUAUGCGUGGUAUUGGUUGUGAAUUACUCAAAGGCAACUGGCAACAGGCUGUAAAUUUAAUUCUUGCUCCUCGUGAUAAUGAUGUUCCUGACCUUCAUCGCUGUCAUACCACAUGGAAAGAAACAGGAGAUGCUGAGGCUGCGCUCAAAAUGUUGUGUAAGGGCUGGGAAGCAACAGUUGAGAACCAGUUACUGACUGGGCUUUCACAGCUGACAGGAAAUGAUCUUGUAGAAGCCCUAAACCGGAUCCCACGCACUACUCGCACACUAUACCUCCAUGCAUACCAGAGUUGGAUGUGGAACACAAUAGCAUCUCGGCGGGUUCAAAAGUAUGGACUUAAGGUGCUACCUGGAGACAUCGUUCGACGCAAGGGCUCCAAUACUGAAGUAGAUGAAAUGGAAGAUGAAAACAAUGAGAAUGAAGCCGAAGGUGAAGAGAGCAAAGAUGAAUCAGAAAGCAAACCCGAGAUGGAGACCACUGAGGCUAAUGGUCAAAAUAUGUCUGGUUUUCACUUCCUCACUGAAGAAGAAGCGGAGGUAGCCGACAUUGCUGAUGUUGUGCUGCCAUUACCCGGAUACAAUGUGGAGUACCCAAACAAUGAAAUCAAGGAGUGGUAUGCUGAGAUGCUUGAGACUGAUGGGCUUACCUUUAAUGCCCUUAAACACGAAAUUAAAGCCUAUGCAGCACGUGGUGUGUAUCGAAGAAUGGUGGUGGUACCUACAAACACAUCGGGAAAAGUUUGUUACUACAGGGAUGCAUCUAAAUCACUGCUGCAGUCAGAUAUGGACAAGUUGUGGGGAAUCAAAGUUGAUGAUAAUGUUCUCAAAGAUGGUCCAAACAAAUCUGUGAUUGUAGAAAUGACCUUGCCAUCAUCAUCAUAUGCAUCUGUGGCAUUAAGAGAGUUGCUCAAGAGGGACACCUCUUGGCAGGUAAGCAAGAAACAGUUCCAGGCAGCACAAAAUAUGCCUAGCAAUGUAAUUGAUCGAAGUCGGGAUGUUAGUGGAAGGGGAAGGGGAGGAAGAGGAGCAUGGAGAGGAUCAGACAGAGGAACGUGGAAGCCAACACCUUGGGCAUCAUCUUGGAGGGAUGACCGUACUCCAGCUUGGCAACAACAGGGAAGGGGAAGGGGAACAUUUAGUCCUUGGGCUGAUCAAGGAGGUUUUAGGAAUCGUGAAUAUGGUUGGAACAGUAACCGCGGAGGAUAUGGCGCACAUGUCACCUAUGGUGCUAAUAGUGGGUGGGGGAGAGGGGAUAAAAGGAUCUGGAGAGGUGGAGACAGCUGGGCUAACAAGAGGGGGAGAUUCUGAAUAAAUGAAAUCAUCUACCCAAAUAAUUUGGGUUAGAAUUAAAUUGAUAAAUUACAGAUUGUAAAGUUUGGUGUCCAUAGGCUGUCGUUCUUGUCUGACCUUUGUGUACUGUACUUACGUGUUGGUCUUUUGAGACAUUUGUAAGGGCUUACAUGUUCUAAAGUAUUGAUAUCAUAUUCUAGGUUUACUUAAUAAAUAAUAAUUCAUAUCUAAUUUUGAUAAAUUAGUUACAAAAAUUACUAAAAAUUUUAGUGGUGGGUUUUAACUUAUGAUAAAAGUCUGUUCAUUCAGUAUUUAGCCAUAAAAUGCUAUCUGGUUAAAUAUGCCUCCAGUAUGUCUGUAGUUCCAACGUUGAUAUAUUGGUUAUGAAUUUUUAAUAUAUUAGUAUAAUACAUAGGCCAGAUACAAAGUUUGAUUGCAUUAGUAUUUGAUAAUGAUCUUGAAAGUUUAAAAAGUUAUUUUGAACCAAAUUUCUUUUUAUACUGUCAAUAUGCUAUUUGAUAAGUUUUGCUGUAGUAUAUAAUGGCUACUUAUUUGAAUAAUUUUAAUGAACUUUAAUUGAUGAGAACUGUCUUCAGGUAGAAGGAAAUGGUUUGACUUUGGACAAAGAGAUGUAUGUGCAUGCACACUUGGUUGUAUGGAUUUACAUGAUAGCAAGAAAUGGAGUUUGGUAGAAUGAUGUAAAGCUCCUGAAUGUUUAAAUGUAAAGGUUAAAAGUCAUUUUUGUGCAUGUCUUGUAUUAUCAGACAGUUUGCAAACAAUGAUUUAAUAAAGUUAUUAGACAAAU